AGACUUUUCUUCAUUUACAAGUGGAAGCUGUCGGAUAAUCAUAACAAGAAGAACAAACGGUUGAGGAAAUACUAGGAAGAGUUCUUCUAUGAAUUGGAAACCUGUGCUCUGUCGAUCAAAGUGUUGUUUCCCACUCGUGCAUGUUUAAAUCAGAGGAGUACUCUGGUGCCGUGUGUCGGCCAGACGACUAGUACAAACGAGUGGCAACAGCAGUGAGGAGGCAUGAUUUUGAGACGGGGCUCAGUCGUUGCUGCCUUUUUACUCUGCUUUCUUGCGAAGGUGUCAGAGGGAUCGGGACAAUUCGAGUUGCAAAUCUUAUCGAUGCAUAAUGUGAACGGAGAGUUGCUGAACGGCCUGUGUUGUGAUGGCUCUAGGAACACGGCGGAUAGAAAAUGCACACGGGACGAGUGCGAUACCUUUUUUAAAGUUUGCCUGAAGGAAUACCAGUCUAGAGUCUCUGCUGCGGGGCCCUGCAGCUUCGGGACGGGAUCUACGCCUGUUCUUGGAGGGAAUACCUUUUCUUUCAAGAGCACUGUCAGGAAUGAGAGAUCCAGGAUAGUUUUGCCCUUCAGGUUUGCCUGGCCGAGGUCCUACACUUUGAUAGUGGAAGCCUUGGACUUCAACAAUGAAACCGGUGGUGCAGAUGGGCAGGCGAUAGAGAAAGCCUUUCAUUCCGGCAUGAUCAACCCCAGCCCCCAUUGGCAGAAGCUGACCCACAACGGCCCCAUAGCCCAGUUUGAGUACCAAAUCCGGGUCAGCUGCGAUGAGCACUACUACGGCUUCGGCUGCAACAAGUUCUGCCGGCCCAGAGACGAGUUCUUUGGACAUUACACCUGCGACUACAACGGUAACAAGACCUGCCUGGAAGGCUGGUCUGGGCCUGACUGCAACACAGCUAUAUGCCGACAAGGCUGCAGCACAGAGCAUGGAUCGUGCAAAGAGCCAGGUGGCUGCAAGUGUCUUUAUGGCUGGCAGGGCCAGUACUGUGACAAGUGCAUCCCACACCCUGGCUGUGUCCACGGCACCUGUGUGGAGCCCUGGCAGUGCCUGUGCGACACCAACUGGGGUGGCCAUCUUUGUGAUAAAGAUCUGAAUUUUUGUGGCACUCAUCAGCCGUGCCUGAACGGAGGCACAUGUAUCAACACAGGACCUGACAAGUACCAGUGCUCCUGUGCUGAAGGCUACUCUGGAGCCAACUGUGAGAGAGCGGAACAUGCUUGUCUGUCCAAUCCGUGCUCUAAUGGUGGGAGCUGUGCAGAGACCAGCCAAGGCUAUGAAUGUCAGUGUGCGCCAGGGUGGAGCGGCCCCUCCUGCACCAUCAACAUUGAUGAAUGUGCUCCAAACCCCUGUAAUCAUGGAGGAACCUGCCAGGAUCUGGUCAAUGGCUACAAGUGUCACUGUCCUCCCCAGUGGACCGGCAAGACGUGUCUCAUAGAUGCCAACGAAUGUGAUAGCAAGCCUUGUGUUAAUGCCAACUCAUGCCGCAACCUGAUUGGUGGAUACUUCUGCGAGUGCAUCCCUGGUUGGACGGGCCAGAACUGCGACACCAACAUAAACGACUGCAAGGACCAGUGCCAGAAUGGGGGAACUUGCAAGGACUUGGUGAACGGCUAUCGCUGCGUGUGUCCACCUGGCUUUGCCGGGGAGCACUGCGAGAGGGACAUCGACGAGUGUGCGAGCGCUCCGUGUCUGAACGGCGGCCGCUGUCAGGACGAGGUGAAUGGGUUCCAGUGCCUUUGUUUGGCCGGAUUCUCAGGAAACCUGUGCCAGCUGGAUAUCGAUUACUGCCUGCCCAACCCGUGUCAGAACGGGGCGCCCUGCUUCAACCUGGCCACCGACUACUACUGCGCCUGCCCGGAAGACUACGAGGGCAAAAACUGCUCCCACCUCAAAGACCACUGUCGCACCACCACAUGUAAAGUGAUUGACAGCUGCACGGUUGCCGUGGCGUCCAACAGCACACCGGGAGGGGAGCGCUACAUCUCAUCCAACGUGUGUGGACCCCACGGCCGCUGCCGGAGCCAGGCCGGGGGCCAGUUCAGCUGCGAGUGCCAGGAGGGCUUCAGAGGCACCUACUGCCACGAGAACAUCAACGACUGUGAGAGCAAUCCAUGUCGUAACGGAGGCACCUGCAUCGAUAAAGUCAGCGUGUACCAGUGCAUCUGUGGUGACGGCUGGGAAGGCGACCACUGCGAGAUCAACAUUGAUGACUGCAGCACCAACCCCUGUCACAAUGGAGGGACAUGUCGAGACCUGGUGACUGAUUUCUUCUGCGAGUGCAAGAAUGGCUGGAAGGGAAAGACGUGCCACUCCCGCGAAAGCCAGUGUGAUGAGGCCACAUGCAACAACGGAGGCACCUGUCAUGAUGAGGGAGACACCUUCCAGUGCAAAUGCUCUCCAGGGUGGGAGGGGACGACGUGCAACAUAGCCAAGAAUUCCAGCUGCCUUCCAAACCCCUGCGAGAAUGGAGGAACCUGUGUGGUGAGCGGAGACUCCUUUACCUGCGUCUGCAAAGAGGGCUGGGAGGGCCCCACCUGCACCCAGAAUACCAACGACUGCAGUCCCCACCCAUGCUACAACAGUGGAACAUGCGUCGAUGGGGACAACUGGUACCGAUGCGAAUGCGCCCCAGGCUUCGCAGGUCCAGACUGUCGGAUCAAUAUUAACGAGUGCCAGUCCUCCCCGUGCGCCUUCGGUUCCACCUGUAUGGAUGAGAUUAACGGGUACCGCUGCCUGUGUCCACCAGACCGGACUGGACCCCACUGUCAGGAAGUGACGAGAAGACCUUGCACCGUUAACGGACAAGUCACCCCUGAUGGAGCCAAGUGGGACGAGGACUGCAACACAUGCCACUGUUCGAAUGGGAAAGUUGUUUGUACAAGGAUGUGGUGCGGACCCAAAUCGUGCCAUCUGGGCGCCAAGAGUCGAGGCGCGUGUCCCUCGGGCCAGAGCUGCAUACCUAUCCGAGAGGGCCACUGCUUCGUGAAGCCCUGUCUCGGCCUCGGAGAGUGCUGGCGCUCCAACCCUCCUCCGCCUCCCACCAAAUGCCACCCCAGCUCCAGUUACCAGGACAACAGCUGCGCCAACAUCACCUUCACCUUCAACAAGGAAACCAUGCCUCAAAGCUUGACUGUGGAGCUUGUGUGCAAGGAGCUGAGGCACUUGUACGUGGUGAAGAAUCUGUCCCUGGAGCAUUCAGUGUCCAUAACCUGCGACCCGUCGUUCUCAGCCAGCAACGAGAUCCACGUCUGCAUCUCGACUGAGGACCAUCGGCUGGACAGGAGUCCCAUUAAAGAGAUCACAGACAGAAUAAUCGACCUGGUUAGCAAACGCAACGGGAACAACACCAUCAUUGCUGCCAUCGUAAAGGUGCGCGUGCCAAGCCCCAGCAAACCCGACUACCUGGUGCCCCUCCUCAGCUCUAUCUUCAUUGUCAUCUGGGUCCUCGUGCUGGUCUCCAUCUUCUUGUGGUGCAUGCGUCGCCGGCGGAAACAGAGCAGCCAUGGCAACACGACGACCACCGGCUCAGAGGACAAUACCACCAAUAACGUGCGGGAGCAGCUGAACCAGAUCAAGAACCCUAUAGAGAAGCAUGUGGGCCUCACAGUGGCCAUCAAAGACUAUGAAGACAAGAACUCCAUCAUUGCCAAAAUAAGGACAAAUCAUCCUGAGGGGGAUGAGGAUGACAAGGAGAGGCACUUACAGAAGGGCCGCUUUGCCAAACAGCCAGCAUACACACUGGUGGAGAGGGACGAGAAGACGCCCAUCUCCAACCCGAACUCCAACUCCACAACCAGCAAACAUCCUAAUUGGACUAAUAAACAGGACAACAGAGACUUGGAGACAGCAAACAGCAUAAACAGGAUGGACUACAUUGUAUAGCAGACAGCUGCGUUGCUGUGCAACCAAGCCCUAUGCCCUCAAACCCCGGUGGCGGGUGAAACGGGGAAGCUUUGGGGUGUGUAGUUCCUUAAACUGUCGUGUCAAUCUUGACCCCACAGUUAGUAUUUUCAGAUAUUCCCCGUGUUAAUUUAAGUUUUGACAAGCUGGCUUACACUGGCAGUGACGGUUGCUUUGGUUGGCUGGAAAUGCUAGGCACUGAUACACAUUUCAUAGCAGAACUAGUUGCAAAAAUGUCCUCCUAUGCAUUUCAUUUUCUGUCUGUUUAGUGGACACGUUUAAGGGGCUCAGUUUCCUCUUAAUUUUUUUUUUAAAUUUCAGCAUUAUU
Molecule: messenger RNA, 4228 nt
Organism: Myripristis murdjan (pinecone soldierfish)
Lineage: Eukaryota; Metazoa; Chordata; Actinopteri; Holocentriformes; Holocentridae
Gene: jag1b
Product: jagged canonical Notch ligand 1b
Exons: 26
Coding region: 223-3882 (1219 amino acids)
Biological process (GO): multicellular organism development; cell communication; Notch signaling pathway
Cellular component (GO): membrane
Molecular function (GO): calcium ion binding; Notch binding
Source: RefSeq, a predicted model, not a curated record